Messenger RNA from Lotus japonicus, 1097 nucleotides. RefSeq names its product glutathione transferase GST 23-like. Gene Ontology annotation, biological process: glutathione metabolic process. The record is from RefSeq and is a predicted model, not a curated record. NCBI's taxonomy places the organism in Eukaryota, Viridiplantae, Streptophyta, Magnoliopsida, Fabales, Fabaceae. The transcript has 2 exons. The coding region runs from base 55 to 726 and encodes 223 amino acids. Gene Ontology annotation, cellular component: cytoplasm. Gene Ontology annotation, molecular function: glutathione transferase activity.
UAUAUAGAGGACCUGCGAGUGGGAGAGCUUCAAGAAUUUGGUUAGAAAACAAAAAUGUCAGGGGAUUCAGUCACAUUAAUGGGGUUCUGGGGUAGUCCAUUUAUGCUCAGGGUCAAGUGGGCUCUUGAACUAAAGGGGGUGCAGUACCAAUAUGUGGAAGAAGAUCUCAGCAACAAAAGUGUCAUGCUCCUGAAGUAUAACCCUGUUUACAAGAAGGUACCAGUUCUUGUGCAUGAUGGUAAACCUCUGGCAGAAUCACUAGUGAUUCUUGAGUAUAUUGAUGAGACCUGGAAGCAAAAUCCUCUUCUUCCACAUGAUCCCUAUGAAAGAGCCAAGGCCAGAUUCUGGUCCAGAUUCACUGACGAAAAGUGUGUGCCAGCACUUAUGGCGGCAUUUUCCAAAGUAGGGGAGGAACAACAGAAAGCAGCACAAGAAGCUCGAGAGAUUCUGAAGACCCUUGAAAGUGGACUUGAGGGAAAGCGCUACUUUGGAGGCCAAGGAAUAGGCUUUGCUGAUAUUUCUAUUGGAUUUCUUGGAUAUUGGAUUCGAUUGGUGGAAGAAACAGUGGGCAUAAACCUAAUUGAUACAGUGUCAAUGGCUAAGCUUAAUGCUUGGUGUGAUGAUUUUCUUGAGCUUCCUAUUAUCAAAGAGUCCAUACCACCUCAUGAUAAACUGCUUGAGCACAUGAAGGCCUUCCACAAGUUAUUGACAUCUUCAUCCACUUGAAAGGGCUCGCGACAUCUAUAAAUAAUGGUUAUGAUUAUAUGGUUAGUUCAUGUUAGAUGUGUACCACCAUAAAUAAUCAUGGUUAUGAUCUCAUGGCAAACCUAUCAUGCUGUAAAUUAGAAAUCUAGAAGAAGGCUAUGUUUGGGUUAUAGUUAGUGUUGAAACUAUCUCCAAUCUGAAUUGCACUGUUGAACCAGUGGUAGCUAGAACACACAGUGUUCACAGAAGCACACACACAGUGUUGAGACUCGAGAGAAAGAUAAGAGAGGAAGGAACAAAAGUUUGAGAGAGAAUGUUAUCUAAUUCUCAUUAACAGUGUGUAACAGAAUUACAAAGCAAUUAGUAUUUAUAAUAUCAGUUUAACUGACUAA